UAGUCGUUGACUUGAUUGAAAAUCCAUUGAAACAAUGUCUUUCUCCUACGAUGUGUUCAUAAAUUUCAGAGGAAAUGAUACUCGUGACACGUUCGUUUCUCAUCUAUUUGCUGCACUCUCAAACGCAGGAAUUAACACUUUUAUUGAUGACAAGAAUCUUAGAAAGGGAGAGGAGCUUGGACCAGAAUUGAAGAGGGCAAUAGAAGCCUCUCACAUAUCUGUUGUUGUUAUUUCAGUUUACUACACAGAAUCUAGCUGGUGUCUUAAUGAAUUGGUGCAUAUCAUGGAAUGCCGCAAAAAUUAUGGCCGGUUCGUUAUACCGGUAUUUUACCGUGUUGAUCCAUCUUCUGUCCGUAGACCGAGUGGUAGUUUUGGAGACUCGUUGAAAUUCACUGCAAGAAAAAAAGAACAUCUGUUGGACAAGUGGAGGACUGCACUCACUGAAGUUGCUAAUCUAUCUGGUUGGGAUUCGAGUCGAUUCAGUGAAGGUGAACUAGUGAAGAAAAUUGUUGAGGACAUUUUGACAAAAAUAGAUGUCUCAUUGUUGUCUAUUACUGAAUUUCCGAUUGGAUUGGAAUCCCGUGUGCAAAAUAUGACCAAGUUUAUUGAUGAUCAAUCAAGCAAAGCCUGUAUGAUAGGGAUAUGGGGAAUGGGUGGUUCGGGCAAAACAACUACGGCCAAAGCUAUCUACAACCGAAUCCAUCGUAAAUUUGAGGGUAGAACAUGUUUCAUUGAAAGUAUACGAGAGAUUUGUGAAAAUGAUACUAGAGGAAUUAUUCAUUUACAAGAACAGCUUCUUUCAGAUCUCCUCAAAAUAGAGGCCAAGAUACGUAACGUUGCGUCGGGGAUAGCUAAGAUACAGACAAGACUUCGAGGGAAAAAGGCUUUCGUCGUACUCGAUGAUGUGACCAAGUCGGAGAAAUUAAAAGCCCUCUGUGGAAAUCGUAAGUUCUUUGGUUCGGGAAGUGUAGUGAUUAUUACAACUAGAGAUGUACGCCUUCUGAAAUCACUUAGUGCUGGCCAUGUCUUCACAAUGACGGAACUGGAUGACAAUCAGUCCCUUGAACUUUUCAGCUGGCAUGCUUUUCGACAACCAAGUCCUAGAAAAGAUUUUAGUGAACUCUCUAGAAAUGUAGUUGCUUAUUGUGGAGGAUUGCCUCUGGCUCCUGAGGUCCUUGGAUCUUACUUGUCUGAGAGGACGGAAGAAGAAUGGAAAAGCGCACUAUCAAAAUUAGAGAAAAUUCCCAACGAUCAAGUGCAACAGAAAUUGAGAAUCAGCUACGAUGGUUUAGAAGAUUAUAAGGAAAAGGAUAUAUUUCUUGACAUAUGCUGCUUCUUCAUUGGAAAGAGCAGAGUUGCUGUUACAGAUAUACUUGAUGGCUGUGGACUUCAUGCUGAUAUUGGAAUAGCUAUCCUCAUAGAACGCAGCCUCGUAAAAGUAGAAAAGAAUAACAAGCUUCAAAUGCAUGAUUUGCUACGAGACAUGGGAAGAGCAAUUGUUGGCGAAAGCUCAGAAAAAGAGCCUGCAAAGCAUAGUCGAUUGUGGUUUCGUGAGGAUGUGCUGGAUGUUUUGUCAAAUAAUACUGGAACACAAACAAUUGAAGGAUUGAUUUUGAGGGUGCAACAAACAGGAAGAAUUCACUUCAGCACUAAUGCUUUCCAAGAAAUGAAAAAGCUGAGGCUUUUAAAACUUGAUGGUGUUGACCUUAAAGGAGAUUAUGGAUUAAUUUCCAAACAACUGAGAUGGGUUGAUUGGAAACAAUCUUCCUUUAAAUUUAUACCGAAUGACUUUGAUCAGGGAAAUCUAGUCGUUUUUGAAUUAAAAUAUAGCAAUGUUAAACAAGUUUGGCAGGAGACCAAGUUGUUGGAGAAGCUAAAAGUUCUCGAUCUGAGUCAUUCCAAGUACUUGAAAAGCACGCCUAACUUUUCAAAAUUACCAAAUCUAGAAAAGCUCAUUAUGAAGGAUUGUCAAAGUUUAUCUGAGGUACACCAUUCCAUUGGGGAUCUCAAGAAGAUUCAUCUCAUAAAUUUGAAGAAUUGUACUAGUCUUGCCAAUCUCCCUAUAGAGAUCUAUCAAUUGAUAUCAGUAAAAACUCUCAUUCUUUCUGGUUGUUCAAAGAUUGACAAAUUGGAAGAAGAUAUAUUGCAAAUGGAAUCCUUGACAACUCUAAUUGCAGCAAAUACUGGUGUCAAACAAGUCCCUUUUUCAAUUGUAAGAUCAAAAAGUAUCGGAUUUAUAUCGCUAUGCGGAUAUGAAGGAUUUUCACGCGAUGUUUUUCCAUGUCUCAUUCAGUCUUGGAUUUUACCAACCAGAACUUCCCUACCCCGUGUUUCUCCAUUUGGGAGCAAUUCAUUGUCUCUUGUUUCCUUGGAUGUGGAGAGUAAUAAUAUGGCCUAUCACUCACCAAUGCUUACCAUCCUUUCAAAACUUAGAUGUGUUUGGGUUCAAUGUCAUUCAAAGAAUCAACUAACUCAAGAGUUACAAAAGUUUGUCAAUGAUCUAUAUGAUGUGAAUUUUAUUAAGUUGGAAACAACAUCACAGGGAUCAAACACCUCAAAUCAUUCCUUGAGAUCACUUGUGAUUAGAAUGGGAAGUUCCGAAAUAGUCAAAGAUACUCUUGAGAAGAGCUUAUCACAAGGAUUGGCAGCCAAUUCUAAUGAUUCUUUUCUUCCGGGUGACAAUUAUCCUUCUUGGUUAGCCUAUAGAGGUGAAGGACCUUCAAUACAAUUUCAAGUUCCUCAGGAUGCUGAUUGUGGAAUGAAGGGAAUAACUUUAUGUGUUGUUUAUUCAUCAACACCUGAGAACCUGACAACUGAAUGUCUCACUAGUAUCCUGAUCAUUAAUUACACAAAAUUCACUAUCCAGAUAUACAAGCGAGACACGGUAAUGUCGUUUAAUGACGAAGAUUGGCAAGGUGUCAUAUCAAAUUUAGGAGUUGGUGACAAUGUGAAGAUUUUUGUAGCUAUUGAGCAUGGAUUGAUUGUUAAGGAGACGGCUGUCUAUCUAAUUUAUGGUCAGUCAACUGCUAUGAAAGUUGAGCCAACAAUUGAAGUGGAAGUGCAACCAUCGCUUGAUGCGAAAACGGAGCCAUUACCUAGAGGGAAAACGCAACCAUCACCUAAUAUGAUGGCGGAGCCAUCACCUAAUAUGAUGGCGGAGCCAUCACCUAGAGUGGAAGUGGAACCAUCACCUAGAGUGGAAGUGCAACCAUCACCUGAUGUGAAAAUGGAGACAUUACCAAAGCCAAAUGAAAAUAUCUUUAUAAGACUCGCAAAGAGAAUAGGGAAAUGUCUAUUCUUGAACCAAAUCUUCUGUAAUCAUUCAUCUUCUCUCUUGUCUCAUAAUAACAAAUCCAUGUUUUCUUCAACAUCUAGACCUCAAUGGAUCUACGAGGUGUUCAUCAAUUUCCGGGGAAAAGACACUCGCAGCAAUUUCGUUUCUCAUCUUUAUGCAGCACUCUCAAAUGCUGGAGUCAACACUUUUCUCGACGAUGAGAAUCUUCAAAAGGGAAAGGAACUUGGACCAGAGUUACUGCGAGCAAUUCAAGGUUCUCAGAUAUUCAUCAUUGUUUUCUCGGAAAACUACAUUCACUCAAGUUGGUGUCUUGAUGAACUCUCACAAAUCAUGAAAUUUCACACACAUAAGGAUCGAGUCAUUAUGCCUGUAUUUCACGGUGGUAUUACCCCUUCGUAUAUACGUGACUAUGCUAGGGAUACUUUUGGAGAAGCUCUCCAUGGAAAUAGCAACACAAAUAACUUGGAAAGUCCACCAAAGAUAACACUUAACACUCCUUGGACUUUGUUUAAUUGGGGUAUGAGUAACAGCAGUGAUGUGGAUGAAAGUUCUCGAAAGAAAGCACUCAUUGAUGCUUCGAAUUUGGCUGGUUGGGAUAUGAAUAAUUAUAGCAAUGAAAGCAGUGUUGUGAAGGAAAUUGUUGGCCAAGUUUUGAUAAAACUAGACAAAAAAUGCUUACCUAUCCCAGAUUUUCCAGUUGGACUAGAAUCCCGUGCGGAUCAGUUGAUUCAAUUUUUAAGACAGAAUACAAGAGGAGUUUGUUUGGUGGGGAUUUGGGGAAUGGGGGGGAUUGGCAAAAGCACCAUUGCCAAAGUCAUCUACAAUAACCUUUGUUAUGAAUUUGAAGAUCGAUGCUUCCUUGCUAAUAUUAGAGAACGUUGGGAGAAAGAUAGGGGCCCAAACAAUUUACAAGAACAACUUCUUUCAGAUAUCUUAACAAGAAAGAUAGAGGUGCAUAGUGUUGAGUGGGGAAAAGCUAUGAUCAACGAACGACUCUGCACAAAACAGGCACUUGUUGUACUUGAUGAUGUGAGCAUGCGUGAGCAAUUAAAUGCACUAUGCGGAAAUCGAAAUGGAAUUGGUCCUGGAAGUAUAAUAAUCAUCACAACAAGAGAUGUGCGUUUACUUAAUAUCCUUGGAGUUGACUUUAUUUAUAAAGUAAAGAAAUUGAAUAACCACGAGUCCCUUGAGCUUUUCAGUUGGCAUGCGUUUAAGAAGGCAAGUCCAACUAAAGGAUUCCUUAGUCUCUCAGGAGGUGUAGUUUCCUACUGUGGUGGACUGCCACUAGCUCUUGAAGUCCUUGGGUCUUACUUGUUCAAUAGAAGAAAACAAGACUGGCAGAGUGUAUUAUCAAAGCUAGAAAAGAUACCCAAUGAUCAAAUUCAUGAGAAACUAAAAAUAAGCUUCGAUGGUUUAGAGGAUCACAUGGAAAAGGAUAUAUUUCUUGAUGUGUGUUGUUUCUUUAUUGGUAAGGAUAAAGCUUAUGUUACAGAUAUACUAAAUGGUUGUGGACUUCAUGCUGAUAUUGGAAUAACAGUGCUGAUAGAAAGAUGCCUCAUAAAAGUUGAAAAGAAUAGUAAGCUUGGAAUGCAUUCCUUGCUACGAGACAUGGGAAGAGAAAUUGUUCGUGAAAGUUCACCCGAGGAGCCUGAGAAGCGUAGUCGAUUGUGGUGUCAUGAGGAUGUAGUUGAUGUAUUAACCAACCGUACCGGGACAAAAGCCAUUGAAGGAUUAGUUAUGAAAUUGCAAGGGACCAGUAAUGUUUGCUUUGAUACUAUUGCUUUUGAGAAAAUGAAGAGGAUGAGGUUGUUGCAACUUGAUAAUGUACAAUUCAUUGGAGAUUAUGAAUGUUUUCCAAAGAACCUGAAAUGGCUUUCUUGGCAAGGAUUUCCUUUAAAAUACGCACCAGAAAACUUUUAUCAAAAAAAUCUAGUUGUUAUGGAAUUAAAAUGCAGUAAUCUUAUACAAGUUUGGAAGAAGCCUCAGUUGUUGCUGAAGCUAAAAAUUAUCAAUCUCAGUCAUUCCAAGUACUUAAAAAGCACCCCUGACUUUUCAAAAUUACCAAACCUAGAAAAACUCGUUAUGAAGGAUUGUCAAAGUUUGUCCGAGGUGCACUCAUCCAUUGGAGAUCUCAAGAAUCUCCUUCUGAUAAAUUUGAAGGAUUGUACAAGCCUUAGCAAUCUUCCAAGAGAGAUAUAUCAAUUGACGUCAGUGAAAACUCUCAUCCUCUCUGGCUGUUCAAAGAUUAACAAGUUGGAAGAAGACAUGGGGCAGAUGGAAUCCUUGACAACACUGAUUGCAAAAGAUACAUCUGUAAAAGAAGUUCCCUAUUCAAUACUAAGAUUAAAAAGUAUUGGAUAUAUAUCCCUUUGUGGAUAUGAAGGAUUAUCGCGUGAUAUUUUUCCAUCUCUCAUUAUGUCUUGGAUGUCACCAACAAUGAAUUCCUUAUCACACAUUCCUCCUUUUGGUGGUAUGUCAAUGUCUCUUGUUUCCCUGAACAUAGAGACUAAUAAUUCGGGUUUGGUCUAUCAACCAGAAAUACUUAGCAGCUGUUCAAAAUUAAGAAGUGUUUCGAUACAAUGUGACUCAGAAAUUCAACUGAAACGAGAAUUCGUAAGACUUCUUGAUGAUCUAUAUGGUGCAGGUCUUACUGAACUGGGAACAUCAGAUGCAUCACAAAUUUCAGGUCUUUCCUUGAGAUCACUUUUGAUUGGAAUUGGAAGUUGCGACAUUGUCAUUGAUACUCUUGAAAAGAGCUUUUCACAGAGAUUGGCAACCAAUGGCAUUUCUUUCUUUCUGGAAGACAAUUAUCCUUCUUGGUUAGCCUAUAGGGGUGAAGGACCUUCGGUAAAAUUUCAAGUUCCCGAGGAUACUGAUUUUGUAAUGAAGGGCAUAACUCUAUGUGUUCUUCAUUCAUCAACACGAGAAAAACUGACAUCUGAAUGUUUCACUAGUCUCUUGAUUAUUAAUUACACAAAAUUCACUAUCCAUAUUUACAAAGGAGACACAGUAAUGUCGUUUAAUGAUGAAGAUUGGCAAAGCAUGAAAUCAAAUUUAGGAGUUGGUGACAAUGUGGAGAUUUUUGUAGCUAUUGGGCAUGGAUUGGCCGUAAAGGAGACGGCUGUCUAUCUAAUAUAUGGUCAGUCAACUACUAUGGAAAUUGAGCCAACAAUUCAAGUGGAAACACAACCAUCACCUGAUGUGAAAACGGGACCAUCAGCUGAAGAGGAACUACAACCAUCACCUAAUGUGAAAACGGAAUCAUCACUUUUUGUCAAGAAUGAACCAUUAUCGAAGACAAAAAGAAUUUCCUUUAUAACAAUAGCAAUAAAAGUGAUAGAAUGUUUAUUCUCGAACCAUAAUUGAGAUGUUACCAAUUAUAUAUUGGACAUGCACUCUGUUCUAUAUGGAACUCUCUUGUAUGUUUUGUAAUAUAUUUCAGGGAGAGACUAGGGAGAAUGUACAAUGCUUGCUUGGCCAUUAAUGUGAUUGAUCGCGGGAUCCUGAUUUUCUUCUCA
Messenger RNA from Vicia villosa (hairy vetch), 6813 nucleotides. RefSeq lists its product as uncharacterized. The transcript has 11 exons. NCBI's taxonomy places the organism in Eukaryota, Viridiplantae, Streptophyta, Magnoliopsida, Fabales, Fabaceae. The record is from RefSeq and is a predicted model, not a curated record. Gene Ontology annotation, molecular function: ADP binding. Gene Ontology annotation, biological process: defense response; signal transduction. The coding region runs from base 35 to 6661 and encodes 2208 amino acids.